This is a messenger RNA of Delphinapterus leucas (beluga whale), 1062 nucleotides long. Lineage: Eukaryota; Metazoa; Chordata; Mammalia; Artiodactyla; Monodontidae. The record is from RefSeq and is a predicted model, not a curated record.
UUUGCUUUCACUGGCAUGACCAACAACCAGAUGACAACCAUUGAGUGGAAUGAUGAGACCCUCUAUGCCAGCAUCAAUGGCCUCAAGCACUAGAAAUGUAUGAGGCUUUUGAGCACGAAGCCACCCAGAGCAACAAGCCUAGGUUGUUGAUUUCUGCUGCUGUGUCAGCUGGAAAAGGUACCAUUGAAACUGCCUACCAGAUCCCCGAGAUGUCGAAGUACAUGGACCUCAUCAACGUGAUGACCUAUGACCUCAGGGGCUCCUGGGAUGGCUUCACAGGAGAGGACAGCCCCCUGUUUGCAGGACCCAAUGACAAGGGAGACUACAAAUACUUCAGUGUGGAUUAUGCAAUGAGCUACUGGAAGAAUCAAGGUGCCCCUGCUGAGGAGCUGAUGGUGGGCUUUGGGGCUUAUGCCAGUACCUUCACUCUCACGAACCCUGCCAGCCAUGGCCUGGAUGCUCCAACCUCUGGCCCUGGGACUGCCAGGUCCUACACUCAGGAGGCUGGGAGUCUUGCCUACUUUGAGGUCUGCUCCUUCUUGAAAGGAGCCACCGAGGUGUGGAACGCUCCCCAGGAGGUGCCCUAUGCCUACAAGGGGAAUCAGUGGAUUGGAUAUGCCAAUCCCAAGAGCUUCACCCUCAAGGGUGAGUGGCUGCUGAAUAACAAGUUGGGGUCCAUGGUCUGGAACAUUGGCUUGGAUGACUUCACGGGUACUUUCUGUGGACAAGGCAAAUACCCUUUCAUGCAUGCCCUCAAGUCUGCACUCAGCGUCUCCACUCCCAGUUGCAAAGUGCCCACCUCUACCAUGGGCUCCCCCACCAACACUGUGGCUCCCGGGAGUGGCAGCACUGGCGAGAGUGGAUUCUGUGCUGGAAAGUCCAACGGUCUCUAUCCCAGCCCCACCAGCAAGUGCACCUUCUACAACUGUGUGGAUGGAUGUACCUACAAGGAGGCUUGUCAGACAGGCCUGGUCUUUGACACCAGCUGCUCUUGCUGUAACUGGAUUUAAGCCAUCUGCUUGUGGGAUCCAUUGGGGACUGUAGGACAGAAGGAUGAUUAAA